Molecule: messenger RNA, 791 nt
Organism: Equus quagga
Lineage: Eukaryota; Metazoa; Chordata; Mammalia; Perissodactyla; Equidae
Gene: UTS2B
Product: urotensin 2B
Exons: 5
Coding region: 69-428 (119 amino acids)
Biological process (GO): blood vessel diameter maintenance; regulation of blood pressure
Cellular component (GO): extracellular region
Molecular function (GO): hormone activity
Source: RefSeq, a predicted model, not a curated record
AGCCAUUGAAAUAUUCGUCUUGACCUCGGUAGUCAGUUUUCCUGCUAGUGCGGAAGAAGAUUUUUAAGAUGCACAAGAUACUCUCAACCACUCUUUGCUUUAGACUCUUAACUUUGUUAUCUGUAAUGAUCACUUUAGAAUCGGUACAUGGACGGCCGUAUCUUAUCCAAGGAAGUGAAUUAUUUCCAGACAAAGAAGAUACAAAUCAAGAGGAACUGUUGCUGACUCUACUGAAAAACAAUGUUGAUUUCCAAAGACCUUCCAACAUUGAUAUAGAACUGGCUGACAAGUUGGAAGAACUGAACCAGCUGGAAAAGCUAAAGGAACAACUCAUGGAGGCAAAUGAUGCUGAGAUAUCCUACACUAUAGAUGGUCUAGCCUCUGCCUAUCCUAAUAAGCGAGCUUGCUUUUGGAAAUACUGUGUCUAAAGUUUUUUCUCUGAAUGCAAGAAAGAACAUUAGAAAAAGAUACACAUCUACUCAAUCUACUGCUUAAAGGUUGUAGUUAUUUCAAGCAUAAAGAACUGUGGCAUUUAUCCUGCAUAUUACACGUUUGAGGUUUAUGUUGUAAAUAAUGACAAAUCAGACGCACUUUUGAAUGGCAUGGGACUGUCAAAAUGGUUUUGCAGAGCUAAAGUUGAGAGUGCUGUAUCUAUUGUAUACUUUCUAUAAAUUCAUUGUCUGCAUAGAGUUUUGUCCAGUGAUGACUAUGCUGUUGAGUUAUCAAUUAAAAUAUUUUAAGAAGCAUCUUGGAAAAUUAAAAUAAAUUAUAUUAUCUUAAUUUUUGUGGAA